AUGGGCAUUCAAUCAAUAUGGUGCCUUCUGCUGAUUCUACUCAUUCAAGAAAUAGAGAGCGACUGGUUAAAUUGUGGUUUUAUCCUAGAAUGCCAUUGCAAGUGGUCUUCGGGCAAAAAGACUGCCUCCUGUGUCUCGGCAGGCCUAACACAAAUCCCGCGAUUAGCAUCGGAAAUUCAAGUUCUCGAUCUACACGGAAACGUCCUGAGACAACUGUACGAGGACGCCUUUGUCGCUACGGAAUUACUAAACUUGCAGCGGUUAAACUUAAGUGGUACGCAUUUGCAUUUCUUGCAUCACAACGCUUUCAGAGAGCUCCGUAUUUUAAUAGAAUUAGACCUUUCGGACAACGAGCUCACUCAACUUUCUCCUGACACUUUCAAAGGGAACGACCGUUUGAGGCUUCUGGUUCUUAACGACAACCCUUUGAGCCAAUUAGUUGUGGAGCAGUUCCCGCCUCUGCAACAUUUGAAGAAAUUAGAACUUUCACGAUGUCGUCUGAGGCGUGUGCAUCCCUUUGCGUUCGUGAAUCUGCGGGCUCUGGAAACUAUACACGUACAUCAGAAUUAUCUGUCGUACCUCCACCCAGAUACGUUCAACCUUCCGCUUUUGAAGACCCUCACACUUUCUGAUAAUCCCUGGUUCUGCGAUUGCAGAUUACGAAACUUUCACGAGUGGUAUUUAACUAGCAAUUUAGGUAAUGAGAAUUUAGUGUGCAUCGGACCAAAUAGUAAAAACCAAGUGUCAUGGAGAGAUUUGAAAAGUAUAGACAUGGCUUGCCCUCCGACUGCUGUCACGAGCCCUUCAAUUAUCCGAACAGAAAUAGGAGCCGAUAUUUAUUUCGGAUGCCUCAUAAAAGGAGAUCCAACGCCGUCUGUAUCUUGGACGUUUCAUCUACAAGAGAUAUCGAAUAGCAGUAAUAGUUUUAGUGAAAUAAUUAUUUACAGAUAUCGCUUAAGACAUUUCGAUGAAUAUAGAGACGAUGUUGUUAAUAAAAGUGCUCAGUGGGUGAACGUUACUAUCAACAAUGUGACGAGUGAAUUCGCCGGUGAAUGGAAGUGCACUGCUAAAAGUGUAGUAGGAGAAGCGAACGCUUAUCUAACUAUAUUUCUUCCAAAAGCAAGAAUGGCGACUGCCCGCAGUGCCCCCAAUUACUCUAACUUGUUCAUAGCUGCUGGAUCUAUGCUAGCAAUGGCAGGAGUUGGUAUAAUAGCUACUUGUAUAUGCUGGAAGACUCGGAGAAGAGUUCCACCGAGUCGAAGCUUUACUGAUCAAGAAAAAAAGCUCUUAGAUACAUCUCUAGCAGCGAGUUGUGAACGAACCAGCACCGAGAUGGGAUCUUCAUACGGAUUUGAAAUGUUCGAUCGUUCUGUAUCUAUGGAUAGUGAAAAUUGCAUUGAACCUGUUCAUAUAACGAUAGAAGGACCUUCGGGAAGUUUCCCACCCCCGCCUGCGGAAUUUGCUUUGCCAGCACCGUAUGGUAAUAUUUUCAUAUCGGUCCAAGUGACGGGUCACAAUGAGAAGUACCCUGAUUUGUUAGGUGGUGGUUCGACUCUACCAAGACGUAGUAAGACUUGUUUUCUAAAACCGAGUUACGAUAAUAUGGGACCUAGGGUUACUGCCACUGGUAGCUCUACUUGGUCCCUGCCCGGGCCUAAUACUGAACUAGGUGAAAUUCAAGGAUCGGUGCCAAUGACCACAUUUUCAUCAGAAUUUACAGCCUUAUAG
Messenger RNA from Leptosia nina, 1728 nucleotides. The record is from the annotation of a GenBank genome assembly. NCBI's taxonomy places the organism in Eukaryota, Metazoa, Arthropoda, Insecta, Lepidoptera, Pieridae.